AGGGAGGAAGAUGUGGUGUCGUUGAAAUCCCACAAAACUACAGCCUUGAAAUAAACACACGUUUCGAUUUGGAAGUGGCGCAACUACAUCUGGCCAGUCACUUGUUAAUAUGAGUGAGGUGUCAACAUGGCGACAGAUUUAGCAGUCGGUUGUGUGCCGCCUUACUACCGAGAAGUGUAUGAUACCUGCGCCCCGUCAACAAGUCAUGUAACGAAGGACGUUUUCACCAAACUUCUUGUAAAAUCGGAGCUUCCUUCACAAACGCUGAGCCAGAUAUGGGAUUUAGUAGUGGACCCAAAAGUGAAUGCUCUGUCUAGAACCAGUCUGUACAAAGCACUAGCACUUGUGGCUUGGGCACAGCAGGGGAAACAGCCUAGUGCAAAACUUUUGGAAAAUUUUUCUGGAGAAGAGCUUCCAAGGCCAGAGCUUGGUGAUUUGUCUGAACUGCGUCAAAUGACUAGAGAUCAACAGGGAGUUACCCCAACUCGCCUUGGUCUCACAUAUACUGAACUUUGUUCCCAAGAUUCAGUUGAUGUUGAUCUUGUACCUGAAAAGAAAGGUCUCUUUCUGAAGCAUGUGGAAUACCAGGUCACCAGCAAGAGAUUCGGUUCAUUGGUGCGACGGAGAUACAACGAUUUUGUUGCUUUGCAUGAAUUACUUCUCAACCGUUUCCCAUACCGUCUGAUACCUAAAUUACCUCCAAAGAAAAUGGUUGGUGCUGAUUCGCAUUUUAUUGAAGAAAGACGGAAGUCAUUACGGCGAUGGUUGACUCUUGUGGCAAGACAUCCUAUUGUCAAUAAGGAUCCUCUUGUAAAUUUCUUUCUUACGUACGGUGGACCUGAUGUGCAAUACAAAAUACGCGAAGUUUUUCGCAGAAUGCCAGAUGAAUUUACGACAUCAGAGCUAGCAGCUACGGCCAAAGAUCUUGUUCCUCCAGAGACACAUAGUGAAUUUGCAACAAGUCGGGACCAGAUCCGAAUAAUCUUGAAUGGCGUUGUACGCCUGAAGCAAAUUGCUGAUGCUAUGGCUCUACGAUCCCAUGGGUAUGCAGCAGACAUGGCCGAACUUGGCUCACAACUUACAGCAUUGGCAGGAGAGCCUCAUGGAUCGUCGUCUUGGGCCACUGGGGGUAAUCCUGUGUGGGCAGAUAUGAAAAAGGGCUUCCAUGUAAUUUCUAAAGAGUUUGGACUACUAUCAAGCAAAGCUCUGCGGCAGGCUGUCAGGGAAGAGGAAGAAGUCUGUGAGAAGUUGAACCUACUGCUUGAUGUACUGAUAUCUCAUCGUGAGCUAUGUGACCGCCAUGAACGUGGUGUUGCGCAAGAUCAUGCAAAGGCACUGGCAAAAAUGCUUGCCCUCAAGAAAAGGCAAAUGCAAGGUGUCAUUAAAGGCACUGAUGCAGAGAGUGUGGAGCAACUGGAAGCUCGUAUGAUGGAACAGGAAUCAGUAAUAGCUAAUGUGGAGUUACGCAAUGCUUUCUCUCUUCAUUGUCUACAUAUGGAGACCCAACUAGUCCAUGCACAUAUCGAAAUACUUGCCUGUGUUCUGAGCACACUUGUAUCUGUCCAGAUUCGUGGCCAUUCAGAGUGAAAUGGUACACAACACAACAUUGCACCCAACUGCUGGAUUGGCUGCAAGGGUCCAGAUAAGAGCAUGUUUCGCAUGGUCUCCAUGUUCAGCUGAUCCGAUGUCAUGUGAUUUUUACCUGUGGGGUUUCAUAAAGGAUCGUGUACAUGCCCCUGCUACCAGCUGAUCUACCCAACUUAAGAAGCAGGACUGAAGCAGCAAUUGCCCACUGAUCACUUAUUGGGAAGAUCUCACCUAUUGACUCAAUGUGUGCUGUGCGAUGAGUGGUGCUCAUGUUAAACAUUAGCAAGAAAAAUUAUUUUGAGUUGUUCUUUCAUUUGACGUAUUAUUUAUAAUUGUAAGUUUGACGUAAUAAAU
Molecule: messenger RNA, 1941 nt
Organism: Schistocerca piceifrons (Central American locust)
Lineage: Eukaryota; Metazoa; Arthropoda; Insecta; Orthoptera; Acrididae
Product: sorting nexin-8-like
Exons: 12
Coding region: 127-1587 (486 amino acids)
Biological process (GO): retrograde transport, endosome to Golgi
Molecular function (GO): protein binding; phosphatidylinositol binding
Source: RefSeq, a predicted model, not a curated record